CUAUAAUAAAAAACAAAAAUAAUUUAAUCAAAGAUACAAGUAUAAAUUUAAGUAACAAAGCAAAUAUGAAUUCAAUUAGUAAUGAAGAUAAAAGUUUAGAAAUAACUGAAGCAACUUUUACUAAAGUAAUCUCUACUAAAAUAACUUCUAAUAUUAAUAAAUGUAAAGAUA
Scutellospora calospora is the source of this 171-nucleotide messenger RNA. The record is from the annotation of a GenBank genome assembly. Lineage: Eukaryota; Fungi; Glomeromycota; Glomeromycetes; Diversisporales; Gigasporaceae.